CGCCGCCAUGAGGUAGGCAGGAGCCCCCUGUAGCCGAGUGAGGCAGCAUGGCAAUGUUCUUGGGGGCCAGGAAUGCCCACUCGGUCCUGAAGCGCUUUCCCCGAGCCAACGGCUUCCUGGAGGAGAUCCGGCAGGGCACCAUCGAGCGGGAGUGCAUUGAGGAGGUCUGCAGCUAUGAGGAGGUCAAGGAAGUGUUCGAGAACAAGGAGAAGACGAUGGAGUUUUGGAAGGACUAUACCAACUAUGUCUACUCUGUCAAGGACCCAGGGCACAAUACGGAGCGCUCAGAAGCUAUGUACGUGGUGGUGCCCCUCUUGGGAGUGGCUCUUCUGAUCGUCAUCGCCCUCUUCAUCAUCUGGAGAUGCCAGCUUCAAAAGGCCACCCGCCACCGCCCUUCCUACGCCCAGAGCCGUUACCUGGCCAGCCGGACGGGACGCAGCCUCCCCAGGGUCAUGGUGUACCGGGAGCGGUCGCAGAGCCAAGGGGAAACCCAGUAUCAGCGAGAGGCCAGCAACAGGGCAGCUGGAGAUGGCAGAGCUGGGGGCACCCCUCAGCAAGACAGCACCCUCUGCCCACCAGAGCAUUCGGUCUCUGUCCUCUCCAGACUGUCCAGUGCCACCCCUCCACCUUCCUAUGAGGAGGUGACAGGCAACCCAGAGAGCAGCAGUGGGGAAGAGACCAGCAUCUCCUACAACGACCCACCACCCAAGUAUGAAGAGAUCGUGGCCAGUGCCCCUACUGCGGGCAAAUAGCGGGGUCUGCCUCUCCCCUGCCUCUUCACGUACUCACACUCACCCACCCACCUUCCCUUGGCUGGGCCUGGGGCCCCCCUUUCGGGUGCCACUUGGCACUCCAUCUCGCCUGUACAAGCUGGUGAAACCCCAAUAGCCUUACCCUCGUAACCAUAAGUAGUUGUCCACAAGUGGUGAGGCUGGGCUGCGGGGGUGGCUCUGGAACCAGCCACCUCCUGCGCUUCACUCCCCACUCACGUAAGUGCUGUAGCAGCCAGAGCAGAGCAGCAGCUCGUUCCUGGCUCAGUGCAGGGGUCUCCCCAUGGUGCGUUUGAUUUCCUCACUCCCCUCCCUCAAAUAGACAUAACAGUUUUGAUUGCUACGUGAUUGAAACAGCCUCCCUGGGACACUGCUCAGCCUUACCCCAUGGCCUUGCUGGGCCCUGUUUUGCUGCUUGGGGCUCAGAUGAAGAGCUGGGGAUGCAGAAGUGAGUUUCUGUCCAUCCCCACAAGCAGCCUCCACACUCUCCCUGGAGAGAAAGUGCCUCCCUUGUGUGGAUUUGCUGCCAGGUGGGAUUGGGGAGCCCAGUCCAUCCUGUGGUGCCUGUAGCAAUACUUGCUGUCCAGAGAUGAGGGAGGAGCAGUCAGGGGGUGUUCUCAUCUCCUAGAUCUUGGGAAUGGGGAAAGGUUUGUAAUGUUUCUAUAUGGGAGAUAAGUGGCUUCAGAGUAGCAGCUGCUCUGCUUUACUGCAGUGGGGUACCAGGCAGCUGGGGGUCUGGCUGUGGUGGAGCUGGCUGGUGGGGUCAUCUCUGACCUUGAGCCAGACCUGGUCCCAUGGGGAUGCACCUAUUUCCUGGAGUGUGGCCUGUCUGGUGUCUGCCCCAGAGGUGGGAUACGGGCACAGGGAGCCUGUGGACAGGACAGACCUCCCCUCUCCCUACCCCAGACCUCUCUGUCCUGCCUGGCCCUUCUCUUUGGGGCUCUUUGUUCUCCAGAGCAGGUAAAGGGCAAUGUGAGACCGUAUUCUCUUGGGCCUUGGUGGCUGUGGCCAUGGUGUGGAGGGCCUGCUGACGGAGGCAGCUGCAGGGGUGGGAGCUGGCUGAUCAUGCCACAGCCCGGUGAUACCAGUGGGUCAGGAGUAGGGCCAAACCCUGGCCAGACAGCUGUGUUAGGGCAGAGCGAGGUGCUUUGCUGUGGGAUCAGUGUCCCCUUUACCUGUGCAGCUGCUUUUGGGGUCCAGGCAAUGGAGCUGGCCUUUCCCAGUCAUGUCAGAUGCAUUAAAAACGGGGUUGUGCCCAGGAAUAGCCCAGAAACUGCCCCCACGAGGUGUUCACCCCAGCACCAGCUCCACCAGCACCACAAGGCUAUUGUGCAUCCAUCGCCUGCCUGUGCCCCGCUCGGUCCCAGCAGUGCUCUUGCAGCCGGUGCCCUCAGCCCAGCGCUGAGGCUUGCCCAGCUCCUGGGGCAGCACAUGUGGGGUCUGCAGCUGCUGGCACCGUGUCUGUCCCCUCCCAGGCCUUUCCUCUGCCUUUCAGCCUCAGCAAACAGGGGUUAUGGGAAGACCUGACAGUGAUUGUCGGGGUCGGAGUCUUGAAAAGACCAGGGGUAGACAGCCGGGCACUUCGCAUCCUCUGUCUUUGAUGCUCGGUUGUUAUCCCUGCAGUUUGUAUUCUGUAAAACUUGGUAUAUUUCUGUGCAAAA
Neopsephotus bourkii (Bourke's parrot) is the source of this 2431-nucleotide messenger RNA. RefSeq names its product proline rich and Gla domain 3 (gene PRRG3). Gene Ontology annotation, molecular function: calcium ion binding. The transcript has 4 exons. The record is from RefSeq and is a predicted model, not a curated record. Gene Ontology annotation, cellular component: extracellular region. The coding region runs from base 48 to 752 and encodes 234 amino acids. NCBI's taxonomy places the organism in Eukaryota, Metazoa, Chordata, Aves, Psittaciformes, Psittacidae.